AUGGAUUCAAUUAUCGCUAGAUAUAUGCGACAACGGAGAGAGUUUGCAUACCCCCAACCGUCAUCAUACACCGAACGGUACCUUGAUGAUAGUCAUGGAGAUUACACAAUCAUGUAUCAGGAAGUGUUGCAGGAGGCGCACGAUUUGCACCAACCAGAACCAACGGUUGUUUUGACUAGAAGAAGCAUAAACAGAUGCCGUGUAGAAGCGGAUGCUAGGAUGAUGCAGGACUACUUCAACCCGGGUUGCAGAUUUGGACCUAAGCGUUUUAAGGCCCGCCACGGUUUGCCCAGAGAACUAUUUCUUAGAUUAUUACCAGAAAUGUGCGCCCAAGAUGAGGACUUUCGGCAACGGAGGGAUGCUUGUAACAUUCCGGGUCACUCCCCUCAUAUGAAAAUGCUCGCUGUCAUGAAACACUUAGCGAAGGGGGUGGCGGCUGAUAGCCUUGACGAUUACACUGGAAUGUCUGCGUCUACAAUAUACAUGUACGUAAAAAAGUUUAUGGAUGCAUUACUUUGGCUUUUUAACGAUCGUUACAUGAGGCGCGCAACAACCGAAGAUACAAAGAGGCUAUUAGCUGAGAAUGAGGCUCGUGGAUUUCCUGGAAUGCUUGGAUGCCUCGAUUGUACCCAUUGGGAGUGGAGGUGUUGUCCUACUGACGAAGAAGGCCGACACGUUGGACAGUAUAAGAAACCAAAUCUUGUUUUACAGGCUGUUGCAUCAUACGACAGAUGGUUCUGGCACUGUUACUUUGGUGCGCCCGGUGCUAACAAUGACUUAAAUGCUUUGGACCAGUCGGGUUUGUUUGAUAGAGAGAAGAACGCGUUGGAUCCUCCUUGUGAAUUUCGCAUCAACGGUCACGUGUACAGACAUGGAUACUAUUUGGUUGACGGAAUCUAUAAUGAAAUUCCUGGGGUUGUUCAUGGUUAUAAGAGACGUCAGACUAUGCCGGCAAUCCAUAAGAAAUUUAAUGAAUACCACUCUACGAAGCGGAAGGAUGUGGAGCCUGCUUUUGGGGGUAUAAAAUCCAAAUGGGGUAUAAUUAGGAAUCCUUGUCGUUACUGGUUUCUUCGUGACUUAAACACAAUUAUGAGAGCUUGUACAAUAAUUCAUAACAUGUGUGUGGAGUAUGAAUAUCGUGAUAGGUUAUGGGCGAGGUAUGAUGGAAAAGAAGAAACACCUCUGGUACAAGGUAACGUGACUGAAGCGCGUGCUUGUUAUAGAAGCCAUGCCCGCUGGAGACACUUGCAAGCAGAUAUAACGGAGCACAUCUGGCAGCGUCACAUUCAAGGAUUGCGAGACGGAGAAGUCGGCCACGUGGAGGUGCAUGAUGCCCUCCCAAUUUCAGAUCAUGGUACCACUGAUGUGGAUGAGGACGCUGAUAUUUAUCCAAGUGAUGAUGAUAACUUUUAUCAGAACGGAGAGUAG
Messenger RNA from Papaver somniferum (opium poppy), 1428 nucleotides. RefSeq lists its product as uncharacterized. Lineage: Eukaryota; Viridiplantae; Streptophyta; Magnoliopsida; Ranunculales; Papaveraceae. The coding region runs from base 1 to 1428 and encodes 475 amino acids. The transcript has a single exon. The record is from RefSeq and is a predicted model, not a curated record.